Drosophila serrata is the source of this 1563-nucleotide messenger RNA. RefSeq names its product phosphatidylinositol glycan anchor biosynthesis class A (gene PIG-A). Gene Ontology annotation, biological process: GPI anchor biosynthetic process. Gene Ontology annotation, cellular component: glycosylphosphatidylinositol-N-acetylglucosaminyltransferase (GPI-GnT) complex. Lineage: Eukaryota; Metazoa; Arthropoda; Insecta; Diptera; Drosophilidae. The record is from RefSeq and is a predicted model, not a curated record. Gene Ontology annotation, molecular function: phosphatidylinositol N-acetylglucosaminyltransferase activity.
UCACACUACCAGCAUUUAUGUUAAUUUUGUUUGACAAUUUUUUUAGGCUUGAUUUCAAGGAAUGAGAACUUUUCAUCUGGAGGAAGAGAUAAAGACUGAAAGAUGCGGAUCUGCAUGGUGUCGGACUUCUUCUACCCGAGCAUCGGCGGCGUGGAGGAGCACGUGUACAACCUAUCGCAAAUGCUGCUUAGGCAGGGCCACAAGGUUGUGGUGCUGACCCACGCAUAUGGAGACUGCAGUGGCGUCCGCUACGUAACGGGCGGCAUGAAGGUCUACUAUCUGCCCAUCAAAGUUUGCUACAACCAGUGCAUCUUGCCCACUGCCGUCUGCAAUGUGCCCAUGCUAAGGGCGGUGCUGCUGCGAGAGCGCGUUGACGUGGUCCACGGGCACUCGGCCUUCAGCGCUUUGGCCCAUGAGGCGCUGAUGGUGGGGUCCCUGCUCGGCUUGAAGACUGUCUUCACUGAUCACAGUUUGUUUGGCUUCGCGGAUCUCUCGGCUGCCCUGACCAAUAACCUGCUGGAGGUAAACCUGGGCAUGGUCAACCAUGCUAUAUGUGUGUCGCACAUCGGCAAGGAGAACACGGUCUUGAGAGCCCGAGUGGCCAAGCACCGUGUGUCGGUUAUUCCCAAUGCUGUCGACACUGCCUUGUUUACCCCCGAUCCUCAACAGCGACCCAGUAAUGGAACGAUUAAUAUUGUGGUGGCCUCACGCCUCGUCUACCGGAAAGGCAUUGAUCUAUUAGCAGGCAUUAUUCCGCGUUUCAAGAACAUGCCUUAUGUGCACUUCAUAAUUGUGGGCGACGGCCCGAAGCGGGAUCUGCUGGAGGAGAUUCGCGAGAAGUCAAACAUGCAAAACCGAGUGGAAAUGGUGGGUGCUGUGGAGCAUUCCCAAGUGCGUGACCACCUAGUGCGAGGCCACAUCUUCGUGAAUACGUCUCUAACGGAGGCCUACUGCAUGGCUAUCGUUGAGGCAGCCGCCUGCGGGCUGCAGGUAGUCUCCACCAGUGUCGGCGGCAUUCCAGAGGUUCUGCCCAAAAGCUUGAUACUGCUGGCAGAGCCGGAAAUUGACGCCAUAUACACUGGCAUUUUAGUGGCCAUCGAGAGGCAUCUGAGGUGCUCGUUUAAAGUCAAUCCUCCUGCGACUUCGGUGGCAAAUGGUCACGUGCCAACGGAGGCCAAUGGACGCGGAAAGCGGCGACGAAAUAAGGUAAACAAGACGAAAUCAACUACCACUUCCACGACCCAACUGCCCCAAACGGUCUUGGACCAGAAGGGCCACACAAAGCCAGUGCUUUGUCCAUACAGAUGCAACGAGCUGGUGGAGACGCUCUACAACUGGGAGGAUGUAGCCCUGCGCACCGUAAAGGUCUACGAUCGCGUUAUGCAGGAGCGUUCCUUUACCACCAGCGAGCUGGUGUACGCAGUGUGGCAGCACGGAUCCUGGUUCUUGGUGUUUUUUGUGGUAGCCCAUUUCAUGAUGCGUUUGCUAGAGGUUUGGCGGCCCCGAAGCCGCGUGGAGCCGGCCCAGGAUAUGCAUUAUUCGCCUAGCUAGCGAUACCGAAAC